This is a messenger RNA of Esox lucius (northern pike), 2073 nucleotides long. It is a transcript of the gene poll, whose product is annotated as polymerase (DNA directed), lambda. The coding region runs from base 252 to 1955 and encodes 567 amino acids. The transcript has 7 exons. Gene Ontology annotation, cellular component: nucleus. Gene Ontology annotation, molecular function: DNA-directed DNA polymerase activity; DNA binding. Lineage: Eukaryota; Metazoa; Chordata; Actinopteri; Esociformes; Esocidae. The record is from RefSeq and is a predicted model, not a curated record. Gene Ontology annotation, biological process: double-strand break repair via nonhomologous end joining.
CAAAUGUUUCUCCCAAUAAGCGCUACCAGGACAUAAGGGGUAUGAAAGUUAUAUUUAUACAGUUUUAAAUAGAUUUUUUAAACCAAUGAUCACGAACUUAGCUAAAAAUAUACACAAUGUAACCUAUUUUAGUGGAGUGAAUUUAUCACAGCUAUUCGAAGGGCAAAUGGUUGUAACGUUCAUUGGACCUUGAUCAGUUUCACAUUUCAAAUUUUGUGUUGUUUUGUGGGGGCUUCCCUUUCGCUGGCAAAAUGUCUGGCCACGGCAUUAUGAAAGCUUUUCCCAAAGUAAAAAGAGCAAGGGCACGUGAGGAAAAGGAUGCCCCUCAAACAAAGCGGACAUCUAAUGAAACUCUACCAGUUGUAGGGACCACUUUCCAAGGUGUCACCGUUCACAUACUACCGGCUGGUGUCGGAAAUGCCAGAUGUCAGAUCUUCCAGAGACAGAUUGUCCUGAAUGGAGGAAGGACUGAGAGCUCCUUCUGUCCCAGUGUCACCCACGUUGUAGUGGAUGACUGUAUGGACAGUGACAGGGCUCUCAGGCUGCUGAAAGUGGACACACUCCCCCCUGGAGUUCAUCUGGUGAAGUGCACCUGGCUCAGUAACUGCAUUACUGAGAAAAGGUUGCUGGAAACCGAUAACUAUAGCCUGCUAAACCAAGAAGCAGAAACAACAAAGGAGGAUGUCAAAGAAGACUUUCUCAACAGUAUCCCACUGAUAGCCACACAGAACAUUAUUCAGCCAAUCCCUGAUGCAACAAAACCAGAUGAGGCAGAGAGCCAACAGGUCUUAGACAAUAAAGACAGCUUCAGAGACGAAUACGGGGUUUCCCAGAGCGACCUGGAGGCUCUGAUCAGUGGCCUGCACCCUAAAGACGAGACCCCUGGUCCUAGUAGCACUGCUUCCCCCCCAACAGACCCCCAGUGGAAACCCCUCCCUGGGAAGUGGGUUUGUGCCCAGUCGUCCAAGUCUAAGGUGGACAACCACAACAAACACAUAACCGACAAGCUGGAGGUGCUGGCUAAGGCCUAUACGCACCAAGGAGACAGGUGGAGGGCGCUGGGCUACUCGAAAGCCAUCAAUGCCCUCAAGAGCUACCACAAGCCGGUAACGUCUUACGAGGAGGCUUGUAAGAUCCAGGGGAUUGGGAAGAAGAUGGCCGACAAAGUCGUGGAGAUCAUGGAGAGCGGGCACCUCCGUAAGAUAGACCACUUGGGGGAGGCGGUGCAGGUCCUGGAGAUGUUCACCAACAUCUGGGGGGCUGGGGCUAAGACUGCCCAGCUGUGGUACACUCAGGGGUUCCGCACUUUGGAUGACAUCCGCACCAAGGCCAAACUGAACCCCAAUCAGAUAAUUGGCCUCAAAUACUAUGAUGACUUUUUGGACCGGAUGCCCAGAGAAGAGGCGGCAGCCAUUGAGCAAAUGGUCAGGGAGGCAGCUCAGUGUCUGGACUCGGGCCUCUUGGCGAUGGCCUGUGGCUCGUACCGCCGCGGGAAGGCCACAUGCGGAGAUGUCGACGUCCUCAUCUCUCAACCUGACGGGAAGUCCCACCAGGGUGUCUUCACCAAACUGUUGCAGAGCCUCCGUCAGACAGGUUUUCUGACUGAUGACCUGGUAAGUCACGAGGAGAACGGCGAUCAGAAGAAAUAUAUGGGUGUGUGUCUUCUGCCAGGACCCGGUCGGCGCCACCGCCGUCUCGAUAUCAUCGUGGUGCCCUACAGCGAGUUCGCCUGCGCCCUUAUCUACUUUACCGGCUCGGCACACUUCAACCGCUCUCUGAGGGCGUUGGCCAAAACCAAACGAAUGAGCCUGUCGGAGCACUCGUUGAACAGAGAUGUGCUGAGACAAGGAAGUCUGAAGCUGUAUGGGGGAACUCCACUACCCACAAACACUGAGAAGGAUGUCUUCACCCAUCUGGAAAUACCUUUCAGGGAACCGCAGGAAAGAGACUGGUGAGGUUGUGGUUGACGCUGUGGUUGAGUCAAUUUAUGAGAUGUAUUUGACAAGUAUUUGAUACACUGACGAUUUUGCAGGUUUUCCUACUUACAAAGCAUGUAGAGGUCUGUAAUUAUUA